AGAGCCGCACAUGACUGAGGUUCACAGGUAGCCAACAGACAAGCUAAAAGCAAAAACUUUGAAAAGUUUGGAGAACGUUGGUGGCAACUGGCAAGCAACCCAACUCUGAGAUCCUUCAAGAGCUAAUGGAACGUUCCUAAGCUUGGACAAACACUAGAGGUGUAAAGUAUCUUCUACCGAGGAACUCAAUUAUUCUCUUAGUAUAGAGCUUUGUGCCUGGCUCCGGGAUGGAUAAGUUCUACAAAUCCUUACGGGAAGAACUUAGGGUCUUUGAAGAACAAGUUCAGAAGUGUCGAGUGAACUUUGACCUGCAGACAUUGCAGAGGGCUCUGGUGCUGCUAUCAGAAGACCACAAGGUGGAAGUUCAUAACUGGAAGCAUAUAGAGCAGUAUGUCCACUCUUCUUCCACCACCAGGGACCAAGGGGUGCAACUUCAUAAGUACUUAUCCUGGCUUCUGUCCUAUGUGAACUACCUGCGGACAAUGAAGGAUGCUUUUGACGACCAUGUUGUUUUUCCUUUGUGUGAUAACCUCUAUGUCAACGACGAGGAUGAGACCACACCAACACCGAUCCCGCUGUCUCCUCCAAAUAUCUCAGGCACUGCGCGACAACUCUUCCACCACCGUCGUAAUUGGGCCCUUCUUCUGAGCACAGGGAGUCCAGGACAACAACAUUAUAAUGGAACUCCACGUUCCAUGGCUCUUCUACAUUGUAUCCCAGAUAUAUUUGAAGAGAGUCUAGUGACAGCUAACCUGGCACAAAACUGGAUUCUGCUCCAUGAAACCCAAUCCAAGAAACCUUCACCCACCUUUGAAUCCCAACCUGAGUUGGGCAUAGAAUAUCUCAGGUUAGGGGACGACAGACAACUUUUUGGGGCCUUUAAACACUCAGCUGACGUAGAAGCUCAGUCCCAUCUGAAGGACACAAGGGAGCAUAUGAUGUUUCUCUUAUGGAGAGCUGGGCGGGCUGAGGUUCUGGAGCACCAAAUGAAGGAUGCCAAACAGAAGGUUCGGACUUUGCAACAAGACGUUGAUGAACUGAAGCAGUUAAUGCAGAAAGAUGGACAGGGAACAUCUGAUGUACAGACCACUAUUAGCCUGGAGAACAAGAAGAGGCUGGAGAAACUUCAGAGGCAACUGAACUUAGAAAAGUUUCAACAGCAGAUCGUAAACUGUGACUGGCAGCUAGAGCUGGAAGUUCGACCAUCACUCAUUCGACAAAUAAAUGCAGUUCGCGAGCGCUGUGCAGAACUUGAAAGCUCAAUAAAUACCCAUAAGGAGCUCCACAAGGAACCGUCCCAGGAAUCGGUGGGAACAUUGAGUGAUGGAGAAUGGGAUAAUAACUCCACCAUCUCCCACAGUUCAACAUAUUCCUCUGAUGUUUUCUCCACCCAUUGAUGAGUUCAUGCAACUAAUAUGACUGAAUCUCAUUCCAUUUUAACCACUUCAGCUCUUGCACGCGCACACCCCCUAUGGACAAGCGCCAAGUUUAACAUUGUUUCACAAUUAAAAAAAAAAAAAAA
Messenger RNA from Rana temporaria (common frog), 1522 nucleotides. RefSeq lists its product as uncharacterized. Lineage: Eukaryota; Metazoa; Chordata; Amphibia; Anura; Ranidae. The transcript is spliced from 2 exons. The record is from RefSeq and is a predicted model, not a curated record. Bases 228 to 1397 code for a protein of 389 amino acids.